AUGGGGGAUGUCGCUCCCAGCAAGUGGUUUGGAAAAGAUGUGCGCGGCGUUGUUGGCGAUAGCCCGGGGGCGCCUCAGUUUGACGAGGAUCUCCGGCUGGUGAUGGAACCACACCUCGCCAAAGCUCGGGAGAGGAGAGAAGAGGCGAGUAAGGCAGGCAAGCUGGUCACCCCGGUGCCUGCGCCUUAUGUGGCCUUGCGCGAUGAGCGCCCAUUUACUUUCGAUCCGUGCACCUACCCUUUGCAUUCGGUGCUUGCUGAAGCUUUGGGAGUUGGAUCCCUUGCAGACGUGCACAAGUAUCAAUGCAGAAGCAAGCAGGAGCUUCUGAGCCCGCUGCUGGAUCGCAGCAAGCGACAGCGAUUCCACGAGUUGUACGACGUUUUUGUGACUUCUUUUUGCAUUCCGAUGCUCCAUUCUCUGGCAUUGAAGAUGAAGAUCUUCAACACAACCUCUGACGCAAUCUAUCGGUACCAAGCAUUUCCUUGCCUCCGUGUGGUUCGACCCGGCGAGUUCUCCAUCGGGCCUCACUGCGACACCGCCUACGGCCACAGCAUUGGCAAUCUGAACUUCCACGUUCCCCUCACACCGGUCCUAGGUGCCAAUGCUCUGUUUGUGGAGUCGCGCCCAGGGGCCGAAGAUUGGCAUCCUUUGACAGCGAAACAUCCGGGGCAUGGCUUCAUGUUCGAUGGCGCACGCUGUAUACACUUCACCCUGGAGAACACCACGGACGCCACACGCGUAUCCCUUGACUUCCGCAUCGCUCUCUUCCAGGAGGGUGCCGAGGCGCCAUGCACCAAGGAGCAGCUCGCCGAUAGCUUUUGCACCGACGGCUGCAGCUACUACGACGAGGCAGUCGUUUCCAUGGACGGGGGACCCGCCAACGUGGCGAAGAAAGCAAAGGAACACGCUGAGCCAGACUGGCGCGUUGGCCUUCCCUUCAGCAAGCGGCAGUAG
Symbiodinium sp. CCMP2456 is the source of this 954-nucleotide messenger RNA. Lineage: Eukaryota; Dinophyceae; Suessiales; Symbiodiniaceae. The record is from the annotation of a GenBank genome assembly.